CCUCAAUAAGCACUUCUGGGUCAGUUUCGGCAAACUCGAAGAUGAAGCUGAUGGUACUGGAAGCUUUGUAGCAAGAAUUUAAGAAGAAUCUUUGGCUAAAGCUUGAAAUGCUGGUCUGGAGAAUUCAAGGGAUAUUUUACACGAGAUCUCAUGUCUGGAGAAAGUCGAAAGCGUCGGCAUGGAUCUGCAACAACGGGGAAAGAAUGUGUUGGGUUGGAUCCAUUAGAUGAAGAGCGCCGUUCUACUGUUGAGAACAAACUACCCUCUGUCCUGGCUUGCGUGACAGAUCCAAUCGAAGGAGAUUCGGGGCUCGACAAAUCUUCGUCCCUAUCGGACGACCUUCACGGUAAACAAGGAAGUAAAGAUAAUUUGAAGAAAGAGGCCACUGAACAUGAUGAGGCAGACAUCGUGGAUGUAAAAGCAUCUUCUUCCUCAAAAGUUGUAUCAGGUUUGUCCACGUUAGGAGAGGUCGCGGAUCCAUCACCCUCAAAUACCAACGUAACUGCACCUCAUACCUUAGUGCAAUCAAACGACUGUGUACGGACUGUAGCGGAAACAUCACCCAUGCCUGAUCUCUUUGCACAAGAUGACGAUGGAGAUACGUUCCUACAUAUUUCUGUGGUACAGGGUGACCAACCACUGAGUCAGUUUUUCAUUGAGAGAAUGAAGUCAAGAGGGGUUGAUAUUUUCAACAAGCUUAGACAAACACCGUUACAUCUUGCUGUGAUUACUCAUCAAAAAUAUCUUGUGGAAAAGCUGGUAGAGGGCGGAGCGGAUGUUAAUUUGAUGGACAGACACGGACAGACCGCCCUUCACUUGGCCUGUCAAAAUGGUGACAUCCAUUCUGUCCUUGCUAUUCGUGACGUCACACAUAGAUGCCACAUGCAAAUAAGACUGGAUCUGAAAAAUUUCCAAGGAUUUUCAGUGCUUCAUGUGGCGACUUUGAAUGGAAAUAAACAGCUUGUUGAAACAAUUCUUGACAUGGGAGCAGACAUUAACGAUCAGGAUUCCAACAGUGGUCGUACAGCUUUGCAUCACGCAGUGGAGGCUGGGAAAAAUCAUGUAGUAGAGUACUUGAUAACACGUGGUGCUGACGUCAACAAAGUUACGUUCGCUGGAAACACUCCGCUUCACACGGCUAGCGGUCGGGACAUGGAUCAGAUGGUGAAACUUCUUAUUCAACACGGUGCCAACGUAAACAUUGCUAACCUAGAGGGUGAUAUUCCGAAAGUGGGACAAACAAGUGAACAGGCGAAGAGACAUUUCCGAUCCAAAGAAAAACAAACCAAAAGGAGAAAAAAAUGAUCCUGACAAAUUAUCUGCACAAGAUCAAUCACUCUGACGGGAACUGAGAAACUUGGUUUGAGUUGACUGAAGUCGUGCUCAGGAGCCUGGGAAAUUUGAGUCUUAUGCGGUGUCGCUCAUAUUUUGUUGUGGGAAUGCGCCAACCGGAGUAAUUACUUGCAACUUGAGAUGCUUUGAACGUGGCCGUAAGCAUCAAGAUGGAGAUGACAGUUCCAAUUGAAAAGUUACAGUUCUAAACCAUUAACGUUGAAAAAAAACCGCUUUCUCGCAAUCGCUUCCUAUAUUCACCUUUUAUGUUCUUAUGUUCACUUCCUAGCUCUGGCUUUCUGCUAAAUAUCCACUGCUUUGCUAUUUUCACCAAAUUUGAGUGCAACAGCACUUUUUCCAAACAAUUAUCACUGAAAUUGGUCAAAUCGGCUUUGCAACUCUCGGACAUGAUUUGGACUUGUGACUUACAAACUAAAAUAGUUAUGUUUUUAUAAAUUCAUGGUGUUUUGUGGCCUUCAAUAGAUAAUUUAUUAAGCGGAUAUCACACACAAACAAGUAGUUUUUUUUAAUGAAAAGUUUAAGCGAAGAAGAUAAAGCAUUUCUCGAAAAUGAAUGAUUUCCCUAGUAAUAGACAACUGUUUACAUUUGGACAAAGUCUUAACCGCACGCAUCAUUUUAAUGCAACAUGUUGCAAUAUUAUUGCGUGAACGUGUUACAAACGUUUGGCCACCCUAAGCAACAUAUUGAAUGGUGUUGGAUCAAGUUUGAAAAUGGUCAAAUUUUGUUGCAACAUUUUUGGAUUCUGCAAGAUGAUGCGCGCCUUUGGCCAGCUCUCUCACAACAUCUCAAAUAUAAGAUGUUGCGUUUAAAGGUUGCGUUUAAAUGUUGCGUGUGUUCUUGGGCCAUAUGCAUUAGAUAAAGCUAGCAAUUUACCAUUAAUAAAGGAGUUGAUUUUA
Molecule: messenger RNA, 2249 nt
Organism: Pocillopora verrucosa
Lineage: Eukaryota; Metazoa; Cnidaria; Anthozoa; Scleractinia; Pocilloporidae
Product: NF-kappa-B inhibitor alpha
Biological process (GO): cellular response to tumor necrosis factor
Cellular component (GO): cytosol
Molecular function (GO): NF-kappaB binding
Source: RefSeq, a predicted model, not a curated record